CAUUACUCCAUAGUUCAUAUAUGCAAGAAAUACUGUGAAUUUCAGGAAACACGGUUUCAGAAUCACCAAACGGCUCCUAGUCGAUCUAUUACCAAUUUAUUUUUAAUAAAAUAAUUAAUUAGUUUUUUAGACAUAUCGACUACUAUUUCCGUUUUCUUUUUUAUUUUCUGAUAAGGAAUAAACCAUUCUAGCAAAUCUCGUAACAGAAGGGGGGAAGAAGGAGAACCGAAACCAAUUCCGCCGCCGCCGCCGUCGUUUGUGGCUGCCCGCACCGUCGCGGCGAAAAUCCGUCACCAUUCAUAGCCACUGCUCUUCAAAGUUCAAAUCAAUUCUCCGAUUCUCUCUCUCGUUUCGCCCUUUGUUCGUGCGGCACCACGGCCGUGACAAAACGCUCUCGCCGACACCGUCAUCGGCCGCUAAAUUCAAAUCGUAGUUAUAUACGGAGAGAGAGGGAGAUAGAGUUGGCUCGGCUUCACCAGGAGAGCACGGUGAGCUCGAUUUAUGGCUGGUUUCACGAAUUAAGCUGAAGCAGGAGCCGGGAAAGCGACAGAAGAACCUCAUUUGAAGGAGGAGGAGGAGGAAGAUGGAGCAGCAGCUAGGCUUCUCCUUCUUCUCUUUCUGUUGAGAUUGAGUCUUUUGGGGUCAAAAUUCAUGGCGGCCUCUGCCCAACACCGCUGCGUUUUUGUUGGGAACAUACCCUAUGAUGCAACGGAAGAGCAACUAAUAGAAAUCUGCAGAGAGGUUGGGCCGGUUGUCUCUUUCAGAUUAGUUGUUGACAGAGAAACUGGAAAACCGAAGGGUUACGGGUUCUGUGAGUAUAAGGAUGAAGAGACAGCUCUCAGUGCUCGGCGUAACCUCCAGGGUUAUGAGAUCAAUGGCCGGCAAUUGCGUGUAGAUUUUGCGGAGAACGACAAAAAUACGGAUAGAAACAAAGAACAGGGUCGACAAGCUUCUAAUACUGAUCCUAGGAGACAUGGAGGACCCCCUGCAAACAUUGCAGAUGCUACACAGCAUCAGCCAAUAGGUCUCCACAUAGCCAUGACCGCUGCCACUGUCAUGACUGGAGCUUUAGGUGCUACUCAGACAGCAGUGCAGCCGAAUCAUGCUGCUUUCCAGGGUCAGUCGGCAUUAACAAGUGACCCCUUGACACUUCAUUUGGCAAAAAUGUCUAGGAGUCAAUUGAACGAAGUUAUGACUGAGCUGAAGGUAAUGGCAACACAAAACAGGGAAGCAGCUCGUCAACUGUUGCUUGAGAGGCCUCAAUUGCCAAAAGCACUUUUUCAGGUUCCCAGUGCUUAUGCUAAUACAUUGACUUCACUCGUGCUAUUUCCCUUAUUUCUCUGCAAAAAUUGGGCAAUAUUGAAGUUUAAGCUCACAAAUGUUGUCCCCAUGCUUUCGCAGGCACAAAUAAUGCUAGGAAUGGUCACCCCAGAAGUGCUGCAAAUGCCAAAUAUAAGAGCACCUUCAAGUCAACUGGCAUUACCACCAUUGCAAGACACUCAGCAGGGUAAACAUGCCCUUCAGACAUUGGCAGGGUCAGCCCUUCCUUCCCAGGGGACAUACCCUAGUUUGGUGACUCAAGUACCAGGUGGUCGCUCAUCUGUAGUGCCUCUCAAUCCUUCAGUACAAGACCAGGUUUCUACAUCCCCAAUGCAUCCUCCAAAUAAGACCCAUGUUCUUCCGCAAGCUCUAUUACCCGGGAAAUCUGUAGUCCCAAUACCUCUUCCUGCGCAACCCAUUACUAGACCACCAAAUCAGGCGACAGUAGAUUCGUCGCUCUUAACCCAACAAAUUCAACAAUCCAUUGUACAGAACCCAGGACAGUCUGGAGGUGGAAAUUACGGCUACAAAUCCCAAAUCAGUCUUCGUCCAUUUGUGUCAGAAACAUCAACAAAGCCUGAGCCGCUGAUGUCAUCAGGCAUUUCAGAUCCUGGUAGCAUGGAUGCCCGUCCUGCUAUUCAGGUUCCCGAUGAAGCUACAAGGUAUAACCGGAACAUGGCUUACAGGCAAGCAAACACCUUUCAGGAUCCCAGUGAACCAAGUCAUCGACCUACAAAGCUUCUGAAGUUGGACGAAGGCAGGAACACGUCUUCCUCAAUUGGGGAUCGUAACAUGGCCAACAACACCGGAUUUGGUCCAAGCCAAACGGUCCCAGUUAUUUCAGUGCCUACGAAGCCACUCCCCAAGCCAGAAGAGAAACAAGCACCUCAGCUUGCACCAGAUGUGGAAUCUGCCCUGCUCCAGCAGGUGCUAAGCCUUACACCAGAGCAGUUGAGUUCAUUGCCACCGGAGCAGCAGCAACAGGUGAUUCAGCUCCAGCAAGCACUUAGACGAGACCAGAUGCAGCCGUCAUAGCAGCAGGUAGUUGUCGUUUGCCCACCGCGCUCCUAGUGAAGAGAAUAGCCUGCUGCUGCCAUAUCAGCUCUGUAACCUAUUCUUAUGUAUGAUGAACUCUCGUUUCAGCGAGAACCUGCAGUUUUGUUUUUAUUUCACUUAGGGAAGAAGAGAAGGAAAAAAACCCAUCUUGUAUCCUCAAGGUAGAGUGCCAAAUUUCAGCACCAUAGAUAAGGGGGGUUGCCUUGUAGAAGGAGUUUUACCUUUUGUACCAUUAUUGUUCAGUAGAGGUUUUAUAAAUAUUUGUUCUGCAACUUUUUUGGUGUUGGGUUUUGGGAUGGAAGUAAUAAUAGGUGAUCGUUGCUUCGAUGUAGUUUGAUUGUUGCAACUCUAUUCCAAAAUCGAAAAGAAGACUAGCGAUAUUCGUUUCAUCAGAAUCCAAAAUUUGGAAUCGAUAAUGAAUUC
Molecule: messenger RNA, 2799 nt
Organism: Linum tenue
Lineage: Eukaryota; Viridiplantae; Streptophyta; Magnoliopsida; Malpighiales; Linaceae
Source: the annotation of a GenBank genome assembly